AUGGCCAUAAACCUAGCCAAAUUUCUCAUACUGUUUUUCACUAUUUCGAUCUGCAACGCCGUCACGAAUCCAAGUCCGAUUUCCGAUUCUCACCGUUCCGCUGCUUUACAACUCUUCGAUGGUUCCUCUUCAAGUUUAGAAGAAGCCUGUGAUGCUCUAAGAGUAUUUGAUAUUCUUGCGCUUGAGAAUAAGCCUGAUGUGAGCAUAACCACUUGUCGGAAGGUAGUGGAAAAUCUCGGGUCGUCGUCCUCUCUCAAGGAUUUGUUCUAUGCCUUAAAGGUCAAUGGCAUUUUAAAAUGCAAGGUUGAUAAGGGUGUUUUCCAGGAUAUUGCUUCAAGACUUAAAGAUGCUGUCAAUGAUGCUAGUACUUUGGUUGACAUAUACUAUACAAUAGGAAGUUUGGUUCUUAUAAAGGAUCAGGCACCUGAUGUUGAUGUGCUUCUUGCUGAUGCUGAUGGGACAUUCCAUUCAAUCAAGAAAGUAGUGAAGUAUUGUGUUGUUGGUUUCAAAUGGAGUGGUUCAUGGGGCGAGAGCAAAACGAAUGGAAACAUGACUUUUGAUGUGAGAGAUGUAUUUGUCAGGUUAAAUUAA
Molecule: messenger RNA, 591 nt
Organism: Vicia faba (fava bean)
Lineage: Eukaryota; Viridiplantae; Streptophyta; Magnoliopsida; Fabales; Fabaceae
Source: the annotation of a GenBank genome assembly